UCCGCUAAGUGCAGAGUGAGACCUCCUGUGAGAUUUUUAUUCGUCUUUCAUAGAAUGCUACCUGACGUUAGCACAGCAGCUAGUUGAGAGGAAAGGAUUUACAUUGUGCAGUAAAGUAGAAACUUUGACGUUACUUUUUAACCUACGAAUUUACACGACACAUUUUGAGAUUGAUUCCUGCUAACAACUCCUGUUUUAUAGCGUUAUCUUAGCCCACUCGCACACUGUAUAGCUUGUUUUAAUUACAGUUAGGUUAGCUAGUAACGUCAGCGUUAUAGUUAGCUAUGUAUACAGAGCUCAACAGUAUCUUGAACACCACUCCCGACAGCUUCACACAGGGGGAAUUUGUCUUGCUCUCAGACAGAAAGAGUGAUGCCUCUUUCCUCAUUCACCACUUCCUCUCUUUGUACCUACGAGCACGCUGCAAAGUGUGGUUUCUGGGUCUGGUGCAGUCCUUCAAUCAUUACAGUGCAAUUAGUCAAAGACUGGGUGUCAGCCUAGUACAAGCAAAGGAGAAGGGUCAGCUGGUUUUCCUGGAGGGACUGAAUGAGUCGCUGUCUGUUUUGAUUCCUCAAGAAACUGACACAACAAGUCAAGCCAUGGGCUUCCUCAGUGAUCCUGCUGUUGGCCUUAAGAGCCUGUACGAGUUUGUCCGGUCCAGUGUGACCAGUUCUGGUGGCGGGGAAGAGGAGGCCGAUGGGGCAGAGGAGUGGGGACCUCCGGUGUUGCUGGUGGAUGACCUCAGUGUGCUGCUGAGUCUGGGGGUGAGCGUUGGAGCCGUGCUGGACUUCAGCCACUACUGCCGAGCCACCGUCUGCUCGCAGCUACAGGGCAAUGUGGUGAUGCUGGUACGCUGUGACGGGGAAGAAGAGGAGGAUGACGGAGAUGACGAAGGCUCAGAGAGACUUCUGAAGGGCCUGACCCACCAGUGUAGCCUCACUCUUCAUGUACAGGGUCUCCCCACUGGCUUCUGCAGGGACAUACAUGGCCAGGUGGAAGUGUGUUGGAGGAGGAGACAAGGUGAUGGGCAGUACACACAGAAGAAACUCUUUCAGUACAAGGUCCAUGAUAAAGGAGCCUCCUUCUUUGCUCCUGGGACGUCCAGCGCUGUUCUCUAGUUGCACCUUUCAACAUCCUUGUUUGCCUUUUGUCUCUUUUAAAUGUGACAACUGACUGUUUGAUUUUUAAUAUCACCAGACAACACACAUGCUGGGUGUUUAGCUAGGUUGGUAGUUGGUGAACUGGACAAAAUUUACCAACCACAGCCAGGCCUUACAUUUGGAUGCUCGCUAGUGUCAACGACCCAGCCUGGACCCCAGACUGUCUGGAGGAAGGAUGCUGUGAUUCUGCCAGCCCCUCUGAAUCGCUGCCUACUUCUCACUUCACAGCUAUUUAAAUAAGUGAAGUGAAAACAAAAUGACAGUUGAGUCUGAUUAUCAGGCUGGUCCGCUGAAGGUGCGUCUAAAGACCCAUGCUGUUGUCAAUAUUCGGUUAUUAGUUGAAUCAGUUUUUGUGUGUUGACAUGCAUGUGACAUGCAUGUAUGCUAUGAAUGCAGACCGUUUUACAUUUGUGAUGGUAAGUGGGCAUUCAUAAACAAUGGACUGACUGCUAGUUUUACUGUAGACCGAAAAAGAACAUACAUUGGUCACAUGGACGGCUGGUAUUUAGCCGAGAGAAUAACAAUGAAUAAAUAGAUGAUUAUGUCCACCCAGAAUCAUCUUAGAAUGGAUCUUGGUUGAAUAAAAUCUAUUUAAACCAUA
Molecule: messenger RNA, 1761 nt
Organism: Sander lucioperca (pikeperch)
Lineage: Eukaryota; Metazoa; Chordata; Actinopteri; Perciformes; Percidae
Gene: elp6
Product: elongator acetyltransferase complex subunit 6
Exons: 7
Coding region: 285-1118 (277 amino acids)
Biological process (GO): tRNA wobble uridine modification
Cellular component (GO): elongator holoenzyme complex
Source: RefSeq, a predicted model, not a curated record